AUGGGGCUCGGUGGAGACGGCGAUAACCCUGCGGAUACGCCCGAAGAAACGGCAGAAAAUGCGACAGAAAAUGACACCGGUGACCCGUCCUCGACGUCGGGGAAAGAAAAGACGACAGCGGGUUCAGACACCCGAUCGAUGAGGUAUUGUUGUUGUUUUAUUCUCUAUUUGCAAGCAUUGAGGUAUGAUCCAGAUUGGAACAGGAACGACUCCACAGCAGAUGAUAAGUUUAAAGAGAUUAACCGUGCACAUAAAGUAUUGACAGACGAGAAGAAGAGACAGAUAUAUGACAAGUACGGAUCAUUUGGUCUCUUCAUAUCCGACACCGUCGGGGAUGACAACAUAUGGUUCUACGUCAUGUUGAACAGCAAAUGCUUCGAGAUCACAACAAUAAUAUGCUUCCUUGCGACGGGUUGCUGUUUUUGUUGCUGUUGUUUUUGUGGAUGCUUUGGGCUGUGCAGUGAAUGUCAACCAAAAUCAGAUGAGGAAGAUGGUGAUCUCACCGACAUAGAAGGCGGAAGAACUGGCGGAGGAGAUAGUAGAGAGCCAGUGAGGAACCAACCCGAAGCCUCGGGCGUAAACAACGAAGUCUUUGCAAUGCCCGAACCAUAA
Strongylocentrotus purpuratus (purple sea urchin) is the source of this 612-nucleotide messenger RNA. Its product is annotated as dnaJ homolog subfamily C member 5-like. The record is from RefSeq and is a predicted model, not a curated record. NCBI's taxonomy places the organism in Eukaryota, Metazoa, Echinodermata, Echinoidea, Camarodonta, Strongylocentrotidae. The transcript has 5 exons. Bases 1 to 612 code for a protein of 203 amino acids.